Messenger RNA from Aaosphaeria arxii CBS 175.79, 1981 nucleotides. RefSeq names its product putative sarcosine oxidase. Gene Ontology annotation, molecular function: sarcosine oxidase activity; flavin adenine dinucleotide binding. The transcript has a single exon. The coding region runs from base 214 to 1722 and encodes 502 amino acids. Lineage: Eukaryota; Fungi; Ascomycota; Dothideomycetes; Pleosporales. The record is from RefSeq and is a predicted model, not a curated record.
CUUAGUUAUCGGGUUUGACCAUCGCAUGCGUAACAUAAUACCUAAUUAAUGGACCAUCAACUGCAUCAUUCUCUAUGAUUCUAUUUCGGUCCAUUGAUUCCCAUUACAGCCUCACAUCUUCGCAUUUGAACUCUUACUCGCAUCUGGCCAUCAGACAGAAGCCAUCAGCAACGCGCACCAUCCAAUUACCUGCGCACACAGUCACACCUAAUCAUGCCACACGCAUUAUCCACUCAGCAACGGCAUGAGCCCGUCAUUAUUGUCGGGUGUGGCAUCUUUGGACUCAGCACGGCUCUUCAUCUUGCUCGCCGUGGUUACAGCAAUGUCACUGUGUUCGAUCGUCAACCAUGUGAUGAGUUGCGGUACUCUUACCUCAACGGUGCCGAGGGUGCCUCGGCCGAUAUGAACAAGAUUAUCAGGUCAGCCUACGGUGGUCAGUCUGAGUACCAAGCUCUUUCCACUGAGGCCAUUGCUGCAUGGAGGAGCUGGAAUGAAGAACUCGCCACGGCCGCCACCCUCCCUCCAGGCAUGAGCCAGGGUGAUCGCGUCUUCGUACCAAAUGGCAACAUCUCCAUGUCUACGGCCCAAGAGCUGCCGCCGUGGGAGGUGGCGUGCAUCGAGGGGAUGCAAGCUGCUGGGCAUGAGGAUAAGAUGCUCGACACUACAAACCCGAGACAUUGCAAAAUCGCAGAUUCCAUCGGCAUGGCCUUCGCUAUAGAUCCUUUCCAAAGGAAGAGACAGGGCAAACCUAAUGUUGGUGUGCUGGAUGUCACCGGCGGCAUGGCUGUCGCAGAUAAAGCCUGUCGCUUUGCACUUCACAAGGCGAAAGCCCUCGGAGUCGACUUUGUUUUUGGGGCGCCACAAGGGCAAUUCGAGUCACUGUGCUAUGACAGCAAAGAGAAAGAAAAGGUUGUGGGUAUCAGAACAAUGGAUGGCAAGACACACACAGCAGCUAUGACGAUCGUGGCCUGCGGAGGAUGGACACCAGUUCUCCUACCCCAGCUCGAUGGACUCUGCGAAGCAACGGCCGGUAGUGUUGUUCUUCUCAAGAUCCCAAGAAGCUCACCUCUCUGGGACCGCUUGCUGCCAGAGAAUUUCCCAACAUGGACUUGGGAUAUUCGUAAUGGCGCCAAGGGCGGUCUCUAUGGCUUCCCAAUCGACGAAAAUGGCUGGCUCAAGAUCGGGUAUCGCGGGACCAAGUACACCAACCCUCUCAAGCAUGGCGAUGGGAAGGAGAGGAGCACGCCUGCUACUAGAUGGUCUCCUGCUCAUCGCGAUGGCAAAGAACCCGUUGGCGAGAAGCUCACCGACAUCCCAAAGCAAGCCUACCGUGUAAUUACCCAGUUCCUCGACGAAUAUCUUCCCCAGCUAGCCGCUGAAGGGAUUGAGAUCAGCAAAACUCGCAUCUGCUGGUAUACGGAUACCUAUGAUAAUCACUUUGUCAUAGACUAUGUGCCCCAGACGCGGGGUUUAAUGGUCGCAACAGGUGGAAGUGGUCACGCGUUCAAAUACCUCCCCAAUAUUGGCAAUUGGGUCGUCGAUAUCAUGGAGGGGGUCGAUUUAUCUCGCCCAGCUGUUCGGGCGUGGAAAUGGAGGCAGCCUGACAGCGCUAGCCAACCGAUCAAUGAGCUCAUGAGCGGCUCAAGAGGAUCGAGGGCAUGGGGUAACAUCCCUGUUGUCAAGGAAUCACAACUGAAUAGCGGUACCCGAUCAAGGCUUUGAAAAUGUACUUUGUUAGAAUUCAAAAGCAUCGUCAUUUCCAUCAGCGGGUUUAUGUUUCAUGUUGGUGUUCAGGCAUGAAUGAAAUAUUGGUGACCAGUCAACAGUAUCAGCCGCUCAUGUUCGUUUUGGGAGAGUGUCUCUAUCUGAAAAAUAUGACAUCAAACGCUGGAGACGGUUGGAAAGGCUGCCCUUGAAGAAGUUAUUCAUUUAAAGUAGCAAAGUCUGCCGUUUAGGUGCAGAUCACAAUCUAGGCUUAAGG